GACUUUUCUAUCAGUUUUUUUCCACCUCUAUUUCGCUCGACGCCAUUUUUCUGGUAGUAUUUAGUUGUCUUAAACGAAAAUCAAGUGUAAAUUUUAACGGAGCAGAUUAUAAUGUCGCAACGGUUUGCUCCUGGUCAGCCGGGAUCCGCUCCUGUUCCUGGCCAACCUCGGUAUCAGCCGCCGCCUCCUCAAACGUCUGGUAUGCGUCCGUAUGCAACUGGAGGAAGUUUUCCACAACGUGGAUUUCCAAUACAUCAAAAUCCUCCUCAACCCGGUCCAGGCAAUGCGAAUUCACCCGGUGGACAACCACUUCAUCCACGGACAUCUCAACCGGGUUUUCAAAGUGGAUUGCGGGGAAGUGGUUCGGGUGGGGGGAACAAACGCUCAAAUGAAACUCGUAAUAUUAACAGCAACCAAAAUAAAGCAGAUUUCGUGUCGGCAAAGAAAAAGAAAAAACUUGCAGAUAAAAUAUUGCCUCAAAAAGUAAGAGAUUUAGUUCCAGAGUCUCAGGCAUACAUGGAUUUAUUAACAUUUGAGAGGAAGUUAGAUGCCACUAUCAUGAGGAAACGUCUUGAUAUUCAGGAAGCAUUAAAGAGACCAAUGAAACAAAAGCGAAAGUUACGCAUCUUUAUAUCGAAUACAUUUUACCCUUGCAAAGAACCAAGCAACGACGGAGACGAAGGUUCUGUUGCUUCAUGGGAGUUGCGGGUUGAAGGUCGCCUAUUGGAGGAUGGCAAAGGUGAUCCUACCACUAAAAUAAAAAGGAAAUUUUCUUCCUUUUUCAAAUCUUUAGUAAUUGAAUUGGAUAAAGAGUUGUAUGGUCCUGAUAAUCACUUAGUCGAAUGGCAUCGUACACACACUACCCAGGAAACUGAUGGCUUCCAAGUGAAACGUCCAGGCGACAGAAACGUCCGAUGCACAAUUUUACUUCUACUAGAUUACCAACCAUUACAAUUCAAGUUGGAUCCAAGAUUGGCUCGUCUUCUUGGUGUUCAUACUCAGACUCGGCCAGUAAUAAUUUCAGCAUUAUGGCAGUAUAUUAAAACACACAAAUUACAAGAUGCACAUGAAAGGGAAUAUAUAAAUUGUGACAAAUACUUAGAGCAAAUAUUUGGAUGCCAACGUAUGAAAUUCGCUGAAAUACCCCAGCGUCUUAAUCCCUUGCUACAUCCUCCUGAUCCAAUCGUUAUUAAUCAUUUUAUUGAAAGCGGCGCGGAAAAUAAGCAAACAGCAUGUUAUGAUAUAGACGUUGAAGUUGAUGAUACACUCAAAAAUCAGAUGAAUAACUUUUUAAUGAGCACAGCUAGCCAACAAGAAAUCCAAGGGUUAGACACGAAAAUUCAUGAGACCGUAGACACCAUAAAUCAGAUGAAAACUAAUCGUGAGUUCUUUUUGAGUUUUGCCAAAGAUCCACAAAAAUUUAUACAUCGUUGGAUAGUUAGCCAGACAAGAGAUUUGAAGGCUAUGACGGAUGUUGUUGGCAACCCAGAAGAAGAACGUCGCGCAGAAUUUUAUUAUCAACCAUGGACACAUGAAGCUGUGUCCCGUUAUUUCUUUACUAAAGUUAAUCAAAAGCGUGCUGAAUUAGAACAAGCCUUGGGUAUACGUAAUGGCUAAUAUGUUCGUGUACAACUUAAACACGUCUUUUCCUGAUUUGGGCUUAAAAAGUUUUUAUUCAGAUAUUUACUUAAAUAUACAAAAAAUAAAGAAUAAUCCCAUACAUUUUGUGCUCAGAUUACGAAA
Molecule: messenger RNA, 1743 nt
Organism: Ceratitis capitata (Mediterranean fruit fly)
Lineage: Eukaryota; Metazoa; Arthropoda; Insecta; Diptera; Tephritidae
Gene: Bap60
Product: brahma-associated protein of 60 kDa
Exons: 3
Coding region: 112-1617 (501 amino acids)
Biological process (GO): regulation of transcription by RNA polymerase II
Cellular component (GO): nucleus; SWI/SNF complex
Source: RefSeq, a predicted model, not a curated record